This is a messenger RNA of Gongylonema pulchrum, 174 nucleotides long. NCBI's taxonomy places the organism in Eukaryota, Metazoa, Nematoda, Chromadorea, Rhabditida, Gongylonematidae. The record is from the annotation of a GenBank genome assembly.
AUGCUCAUCGAAUCGGAGGUACGCGAGAAGGCCUAUCGGUUUGUAACAUUCUCAGCCGUCACAUUCUCGUUUGUUGCAAUUUUGGCUGUAUUUAUUACAUUACCAAUGGUCAAUAACUAUGUCAACUCAAUCCAUAUGCGAGUGCAGUCAGAAAUGGAAUUUUGCAAGGUAUGA